UUAAGUAACAACAACACAGUCGCUUUCGCUUCCACUUCUCGAUUCCGACAUGGCUUGGGGAUUUUUGUCCGUGUCUCUCUUCUUGUUCGUCGUUUUCAAUCUAGUGCGUGCUAAGAAAGUUUUAGAAGAUGGGUACGAAGUUACGACGGUGGUCGACGGCCACAAGUCUGGUCUGAAUCCAUACACGAUUCAUGCUUUACCAGGAUCUUCUAAUCUGAUCGUCCUUGAUUCUUCCGGCAGUUCCUUCUACACUACUUCCUUUCCUGUGUCCGUCGAUAGUGUGAUAAACCGGUUUGCUGGCGAUGGGACUUCGGGCCAUCUAGAUGGUAAAGCUGGUAACAGCCGGUUCAACAAACCCCAUGGUUUUGCUAUCGAUGCGAAAGGCAAUGUGUAUGUUGCUGAUAGGAGCAAUAAAGCUAUACGCAAGAUCAGCUCUUCAGGUUAUGUAACCACCAUUGCUGGAGGGAUCUCACAGGAAUUUGGACACAGAGAUGGACCUGCACAGAAUGCAACUUUCUCUCCAGAUUUCGAGAUAACUUUUGUUCCUCAAAGAUGUUGUUUGCUUGUUUCUGACCAUGGAAGCCAAAUGGUUCGCCAGAUAAAUCUAAAGGAGGAGGAUUGUCUCAAAAGCUCUCAUUCUAAUUUAGGGACAUACUCUCUUUGGUCAAUGGGGAUCGUCCUUUCAUGCUUUCUCGGGGUAGCCAUUGGAUUUGCUGUUCGCCCUUACAUCAUUCGUCAUGAAGAAGGGAACCACCUCUCGUUCAUCAUGACAUGGAAGCUUCUCCUAACCAAAUUGGGGGAACAAGUUCUGAUCUUCUUCUCCUACGUUAGUUACCGAGUUGCUGGAUCCACCGUUUAUUCAGUACUAAGUAGAGUAGUUAUGAUGAUCAUAUCUCACCUUUCCCUCAUGUAUUCUGCCCUAAGUAGAUUAGUUAGUUCGAUGGUUUCUAGCCUUUUCUUCUUGUGUCAACCCAAUAAUGUAGCUAUUUUAGACAACUCAAGCUCUGUGUCUGAUCCCGAUAGUCCAGGUUGCAGCGACCCAAAGCCGCCGCUUUCAUUGAAACCGUCUGAUGAUCUUAAGGACCUAAUAAGCUUUGAUGAUGAACAAGAAACCAACACUGAAGAGACAGACACUAGUUUGUCUCUUCCUCGUGGAACUAUAGAUGACAUUAUAAAGGUUCAGGUUGAAGGAUUUUCAAAGAAUGCUGCAGCUCGUGGUUCUUCAUCUGCUGAGUAGCUUCCAGUUCAAAGCACAUGGCAGAGAAAGUAUGUAAUAUAUAUCUUUUGUAAAUGUAAUAUUUGACAUUCAAAGUUUGGUGGAGUUGCAAAAAAAAAAUUUCUUAUUGAA
This is a messenger RNA of Capsella rubella, 1348 nucleotides long. RefSeq lists its product as uncharacterized. The record is from RefSeq and is a predicted model, not a curated record. The coding region runs from base 50 to 1237 and encodes 395 amino acids. Gene Ontology annotation, molecular function: protein binding. Lineage: Eukaryota; Viridiplantae; Streptophyta; Magnoliopsida; Brassicales; Brassicaceae. The transcript is spliced from 6 exons.